ACAGAGCUACCUAAUUGUAUAGGUGUUGCAGCUUGUCAAGUCUCUGCGGACGGAAAACUUAGUUUUAGUCUUGGAAAACAAGAUAGUGUAAAAUGGAAUCCGGGAGCUGGUUUAGCUAGUCUUCCUUCAGUUACUUAUACUGAAGGUGCAAAAAUAGUGAUAGUUACAUUAGUAUGUUCAACCGAUGAAAGUGAAGACUUUGACGCUUUGGGUGAAGCACCAAUAAAUAAUUACAAAUUUCGGUUGAGACAUAAAUGUGCCUGUUGGGAUGGUUGUAAAAAUACACCACCAGAAACAUCAACAAUCGCACCAGGAGGUGGGGGUGCUGGUCUUGGUGGAGGAGCUGAAUUUAUUAUGAUACUUCUUGUCCUUGUUUUUGUUUGUUUUGUCGGUUUUAUUCAGGGAAGUUAA
Messenger RNA from Adineta steineri, 411 nucleotides. The record is from the annotation of a GenBank genome assembly. Lineage: Eukaryota; Metazoa; Rotifera; Eurotatoria; Adinetida; Adinetidae.